GAUCAAGUGUGUCUCUGGAACAGGGUGUCCGCGAGGUCUUAAAAAGUUGAUAAAUCAAUUAUGAGAAAAUUGAGGCCCUUAAAAGCGUGCUCGAUCCACACGAUUGUUUCAGACUGGGGUGCAUCUGGCCAAGCUUAUCCAUCCGGAUGAUGUCACGUAAUUUGCGACAAACGCGGGAAGAGUCUUCUACUGCUGGUGAUAUCUUUCUCAAACAUGUCACAUCUAUUAUGAAGGACAAACACACUUCUGGAGAUCAGGAUUUGUCUCCAGGAUGCAGUCUGGAUCAUGGAAGAGAGAAGAGGAUUACAACAGGAACAUGCAAAUAUGAUGCCUGUUUUCUCACACUGGAUCCAAACACAACAAACAGUCGUCUCAUUCUGUCCGAGGAGAACAGAAAGGUGACACGAGUGAGGGAGAAACAGUGGUAUCCUGAUCAUCCAGACAGAUUUGACGAUGUGUCUCAGGUGUUGUGGAGAGAGAGUGUGUGUGGACGCUGUUACUGGGAGAUUGACUGGAGUGGAGAUGGUGUGGAAAUAUCAGUGUCAUAUAAGAGUAUUAGAAGGAAGGGACGAGGUUAUGAGAGUUGGUUUGGAUGUAAUGCUCAGUCCUGGAGUUUGAUCUGCUCUUCCUCCAGUUUCUCAUUCAUACACGAUAACACACAGACUGGUCUCUCUGUAGAGCCGAUCAGCAGUAGAAUAGGAGUGUUUGUGGAUCACAAUGCAGGAACUCUGAUCUUCUACAACAUCUAUAGAGAUAAAACGAGUCUUAUCCACUCAGUCCAGACCACAUUCACUGAGCCGCUCUGGCCUGGGUUUAGGGUUCAUUAUGGAUCAUCAGUAAAACUGUGCUAAAGACUGAGAGACUGAAGAGAGAUCUACUCAUAAUCCUCUGCUCUGCAGGAUUAGCCAGUAGAAGUAUGAUUACUAAAAACUCAUUUGUUUUAUGUUGCUUUUACAAAUGUAUUGUAAACUUGCCUCUUGUUAUUUCUGUUUUCUUUUAUAUUGUUUUCU
Messenger RNA from Danio aesculapii, 1010 nucleotides. Its product is annotated as tripartite motif-containing protein 16-like. The transcript is spliced from 5 exons. Bases 147 to 851 code for a protein of 234 amino acids. The record is from RefSeq and is a predicted model, not a curated record. Lineage: Eukaryota; Metazoa; Chordata; Actinopteri; Cypriniformes; Danionidae. Gene Ontology annotation, molecular function: protein binding.